Molecule: messenger RNA, 915 nt
Organism: Talaromyces proteolyticus
Lineage: Eukaryota; Fungi; Ascomycota; Eurotiomycetes; Eurotiales; Trichocomaceae
Product: histone-fold-containing protein
Exons: 3
Coding region: 416-727 (103 amino acids)
Biological process (GO): nucleosome assembly
Cellular component (GO): nucleosome
Molecular function (GO): protein heterodimerization activity; structural constituent of chromatin; DNA binding
Source: RefSeq, a predicted model, not a curated record
CGUCAAUUCAUAGUAAAUAAAUAUUGUAAAUUAUCAAUAACGAAUUGUAUCCGUAGAUAGGUCCUCAGGACGCCAAGCCGGUCACGUGAUGCUCCCGCACCCGGGGCUGCGGGCGGUCGCCAGCCAGCCAAUUCGCGGCAGCUCAACAUGCCAGAAACACACGCUGGAAAGCAGCACUUCAUAACGGCCAUUUUGCGCGCGCCUUCCCGCCAAUCAGCGCUUCAUUCUUUCCCCUCGCUGCCCCCGCUUAGUCACGACGCAGCCAAAUCACGCUCGCGCUCUCCAUCCCUAUUUAAACGGGCGCCCCCGUUAUUUCUGCCUUCUUUUCUCUCUCUUUUCCACUCCUAUCGCCCACUAUCCCACCGACCACUUUUCAUCACUUUCUCGCCAUUUUUCAUCGGAUUUCAUCGACAACAUGACUGGACGUGGCAAAGGUGGCAAAGGCCUCGGCAAGGGUGGUGCUAAGCGUCACCGUAAGAUCUUGCGCGACAACAUCCAGGGUAUCACCAAGCCCGCCAUCCGCCGUCUAGCGCGUCGUGGUGGUGUCAAGCGUAUCUCAGCCAUGAUCUACGAAGAAACCCGUGGCGUCCUCAAGACCUUCCUCGAAUCCGUCAUCCGUGACGCCGUCACCUACACCGAACACGCCAAGCGCAAGACCGUCACUUCGCUCGAUGUCGUCUAUGCCUUGAAGCGCCAGGGCCGCACCCUGUACGGUUUCGGUGGUUGAUCUGCUUCAUCUAGAUCACUUGAAUACUCUUUCUUUUGUUGGUUUUAUUUUUGAUUCAGAUUGGUUGGUUAUGGGGUUAGGGAUGGACGGUUUGGCUUUGGUUUGAGAUAAUUCAAUAAAUGAUUUUCACGAAUAUUCUACUAGAUUAUAGCCUCUAUUAGUAGUGAUGAAGUAGUGAAGCGGUGUAA